AUAUCUGCGCCUGCGCGGCGCCGCUGCGGGGCCAGUCGGGACGGAGGAGACAAGAUGGCGCUGCGCGCGAUGAGGGGGAUCGUGAACGGGGCCGCACCCGAACUACCCGUGCCCACCACUGGGGCGGUGGUGGGAUCUCGGGAGCAGGCGCUGGCAGUGAGCCGGAACUACCUCUCCCAGCCUCGCCUCAGUGAGUAUCAGAGAGUAAGACGGAUCCUGUCUUUGCUUCUUAGCCCAGCCCUUUGCUCCCACUCACCUGUAUUUGAAGGGACUUCAGGUAUAGAUGCCAAGAAAACGUCCUGUGAGUUUACUGGAGAUAUUCUCCGAACACCGGUGUCUGAGGAUAUGCUUGGUCGUGUAUUCAAUGGAUCAGGAAAGCCUAUCGAUAGAGGUCCUGUUGUACUGGCUGAAGACUUCCUCGAUAUCAUGGGUAGGAACAGUAACUGGUUUUCUGUGUUUUUGGGAAAAUAUCCUUUCCUUGAUAUCACUCACCCCAUCCCUGACUUGACUGGAUAUAUCACAGAGGGGCAGAUCUAUGUGGACAGACAGCUACACAACAGACAGAUUUCAGCUCCGUGCUUUUGUAUUCCUCACCAGAUUGCAGCUCAGAUCUGUCGCCAGGCUGGUUUGGUAAAGAAAUCUAAGGACGUAGUGGAUUACAGUGAGGAAAAUUUUGCCAUUGUAUUUGCUGCUAUGGGUGUAAACAUGGAAACUGCCCGGUUCUUCAAAUCUGACUUUGAAGAAAAUGGCUCCAUGGACAAUGUCUGCCUCUUUUUGAACUUGGCUAAUGACCCGACCUUCUGUGGUCUCUUACAAAGACGGCUCCAGCAGUACACUUACACAGCCCAGAUUACUCUUCAGCGUUUAAAAAGUUGGGUCUCUGUAAAUGUAAAUCUUUCUUUUCAGUACGCGUGCUAUGCCAUCGGUAAGGAUGUGCAGGCCAUGAAAGCUGUCGUUGGAGAAGAAGCCCUUACCUCAGAUGAUCUUCUUUACUUGGAAUUUCUGCAGAAGUUUGAGAGGAACUUUAUUGCUCAGGGUCCUUACGAAAACCGCACUGUCUAUGAGACUUUGGACAUUGGCUGGCAGCUGCUCCGAAUCUUCCCCAAAGAAAUGCUGAAGAGGAUCCCUCAGAGCACGCUGAGCGAGUUCUACCCUCGGGACUCUGCAAAGCACUAGCCGCCCCCUCCCCGCCGGCUCGACACUCUUGUGAAAUACUGGUUCUGUUUCCUUUAUUCCUUUUGCACCCCCCUACCCCCACCUUUGUGUUGGAGUUUACGGUGUUAGCCUGUAAUUAAAAACAAAGAAUAGGUGACAUGUUGUGCCAGUGUUGCCAUGUCUUAAACUGCUAACAGACUUUGAAAUCGCCCCUGUUCAGAAAACCCGGAUCUUCAAUGCUUUGUUUAAAGUGGCUGCAGGGAUGGAGGUGAGGUUUUCUUACUGAUGUGUGUAUUUGUACAUAGUGGGGUAGUUAGUUGCCUAAUAAUGUCCUCAUUAUUUGGGUCUCCCGGAUCUUCCCUCUCCACCCCCAUAAGAGGAUCACUAUCAGAAGGUAGACUGCUUUGCUCUCCUCAUUAGGGCCGGCAUGAGGGCUGAAAGAUGCCUCCCCUCAGAAGAGCCCAGAGGCUCUGAGCAUUUGGUUUCGGAUUGCUGGUGUGUCUCGAGGUCUGUGCUGCUGCUCUGAGCAGAUGGCUUUUACCGGCCACCUGCUCUUUGCUAUUUAAUGACUAGGUUAGAAAAGGAGUCUCCUUUUUCCUCUUUAGCAGUGGGUCUCCUGGGUCUUAACUGCCCUCCCUGCCUCUGAGGAGCACAGAGGCCUGCAGCUUGUGCACAGCUGGCCUUGAUCUGAUGUAGUGAGAUCGGCUUACUCUUGACUGGGUUUCUACUUAGAGGAAUCAUAAUGAAAACAACUGAUAGAAUUGUUGCUUGGAAAGAGUUGGAGUGCAAUAAAAAAA
Hipposideros armiger (great roundleaf bat) is the source of this 1952-nucleotide messenger RNA. It is a transcript of the gene ATP6V1B2, whose product is annotated as ATPase H+ transporting V1 subunit B2. Gene Ontology annotation, biological process: vacuolar acidification. Bases 55 to 1176 code for a protein of 373 amino acids. The transcript has 9 exons. Lineage: Eukaryota; Metazoa; Chordata; Mammalia; Chiroptera; Hipposideridae. The record is from RefSeq and is a predicted model, not a curated record. Gene Ontology annotation, molecular function: proton-transporting ATPase activity, rotational mechanism.